Messenger RNA from Syzygium oleosum, 1419 nucleotides. RefSeq names its product WAT1-related protein At1g09380-like. The transcript is spliced from 7 exons. Gene Ontology annotation, cellular component: plasma membrane. The record is from RefSeq and is a predicted model, not a curated record. Lineage: Eukaryota; Viridiplantae; Streptophyta; Magnoliopsida; Myrtales; Myrtaceae. The coding region runs from base 32 to 1138 and encodes 368 amino acids. Gene Ontology annotation, molecular function: transmembrane transporter activity.
GAAUAGAGAAAACCAGAAUAAACCAAAGAAAAUGGCAAGUGUAGAUUUCGUGCCCUUCCUGGCCAUGGUGAUCGUGCAAGUGGGUUAUGCGGGAAUGAACAUCACGUCGAAGCUCGCCAUGGAUAGCGGGAUGAACCCUUUCGUGCUAGUCACCUAUCGCCAGAUCUUCGCCACCCUUGCCACCUUCCCUUUUGCUCAUUUCAUGGAGAGGAAGACAAGACCCAAAAUCACAGUCCCAAUCUUGCUCCAAAUCUUUCUAUGUUCUAUCACCGGGGCGUUCAUGAACCAAGUGUUCUAUUUCAUCGGCUUGAACAAUUCCACGCCCACAAUCGCGUGCGCGCUGGGAAAUAUCCUCCCGGCCGUGACAUUUGUGUUCGCGCUGAUCUUCAGACAAGAAUCGCUUGGAAUCAAGUCGAAGGCAGGGCAGGUGAAAGUGAUCGGGACGCUUGUUAGUGUUGGCGGAGCGAUGCUACUUUCCUUUUACCAUGGACCCUAUAUCGGGAUCGGUCACUCGAGGAUUCAUUGGACAUAUGCAGAGAGAAUGACAGACAAACACCCUACCAACAAAAGCAACUUCUUGUUGGGACCAGUUCUUCUCUUCACUAGCUCUGCUGCCUGGGCACUGUGGUUCAUCAUCCAAGCGAAACUGAGUACUAAGUUUCCAGCUCCUUACACUACCACAACAUUAAUGUCUCUCAUGGCCAGCAUCGAGUGUGCAGUCGUUGGUGUAGCUGUUGAACACCGUGUCGCUGCAUGGUCGUUGGGAUCUGGAAUCCGGCUAAUCUCAGCUAUUUAUGCGGGUUGCAUAUGUUCGGCCCUGGCAUUUUGUGUUAUGUCCUGGUGCAUCGAAAGAAAGGGUCCUCUAUACACCGCGGUCUUCAGCCCUUUGUUGCUAGUAAUCACGGCCAUCCUGAGCUGGGCACUUCUUCAAGAGAAAUUGUCUGUCGGAACAUUGGUGGGGUCUACAUUGAUCAUUGCUGGGCUCUACUCUGUCCUAUGGGGAAAGGAUAAAGAGGCAAAACAAGCAAAGAUCGCUGAGGAGAUGGAAGCAGCAGUGAAGUGUGGAGAGAAAGAAGACUUGGAGAUGCAGCUUCAGGAACACAGAAACGGCAGCAACGUUCAAUAUGAUCACAAUUGAGUAUUAUCCAUACAAGAAGACAUCCAAUUUUUUUUUUGUAUGUUUUGGUCGAAGAAGACCAUACAAUUUAACUUUCUCGUUUGUGUACCAACAAAGUUUUGCUGCUGUUUCGCUAGUUCUCAGGCAUCUGAUCAUGUUUAUGCAUCUUCUGCUUCUUUUUAGGUUCCAAGUCUCUGUCAAGCUUAGCUCUUAUGCAAACCCAAGGAGCUUUAUAUAUGUAUCUUGCAUGAAGAAAUAGCCCGCUAUAAAAUUUAUGAAAGAAUCAACUCUAGUUGCUGCAA